AUGGCCUACUCUCCUUUAAACCUGAAAGCCCAGUAUCAUGUUCGCUCAAUCAGCUUACCCUCUAGGCCACACCCUCUCAUUCCUGAAUUUAAUGAGCAUUUGUGCAGAUUAAGAGCUUCUCAAGCUGCCUCAUCAUCAUCAUCAUCAUCAUCAUCAAUAAGCCACAGACUGAGAGGCCUUAAAGAUCUACAUGACUCUGUAGAUGAUUUGCUUCUGUUGCCACUUACUCAACAGACCUUAGCCCAACACCGCCACGAGAAAUGGGUUGAUGAGCUGUUGGAUGGAUCUCUCAGGCUGUUGGAUGUGUGUGGCACUGCUAAGGAUGCCUUGUUGCAGACAAGGGAACAUUCACAUGAAUUACAAUCAAGUCUGCGCAGAAGGCAGGGAGGUGAAAAUGGGAUCGCAGCUGAGGUUGGGGAAUAUUUAACUUCGAGGAAGACGGUAAAGAAGGCAAUGCACAAGGCCCUAAGGAAUCUGAAGGGCAUGGAGAACAAAAGCAACUUCUCUCCCUGGAACAAAGAUCCUGAUACCAUCUCCAUUGUUACAAUGUUAAAAGAGGCGGAAACAGUAACUCUCACAGUGCUUGAAUCUUUGUUGUCCUCAAUAGCAGGGGUAGCAGCAAAAUCAAAACCAAGUAGCUGGUCUUUUGUCUCAAAACUGAUCCAUCACAAGCAUGUGGCAUGUGAGGAAGCAGCAGGAGAUCUUAGCGAAUUUGAGAAGGUGGAUGCUGCAUUAUGCAACCUCAUUAGCGGCAAGACUAAAUCUCUCAGGCCUGUGCACAUUGAUGAUGUGCAAAACAAGAUAGGGAAAUUAGAAACAAGCAUUCAAGGUCUUGAAGAAGGGAUAGAGUUCCUAUCCAGACAUUUAAUCAAAACCAGGGUGUCCAUCCUCAACAUCCUCAGCCACUAG
This is a messenger RNA of Vitis vinifera (wine grape), 909 nucleotides long. RefSeq lists its product as uncharacterized. The transcript has a single exon. The coding region runs from base 1 to 909 and encodes 302 amino acids. The record is from RefSeq and is a predicted model, not a curated record. NCBI's taxonomy places the organism in Eukaryota, Viridiplantae, Streptophyta, Magnoliopsida, Vitales, Vitaceae. Gene Ontology annotation, biological process: shoot system development; root development.